AUGGCCAUGACUAGUCUGUCUCCUUCGGUAGCUUCUUCUGGCUUUCAGAACCAUGGUCGAGAAAUGGGAGGUGACGCGGCAUCUUCAGCUCAAGGCUCGAUCUCUGGACAACAUGCUGGUCUAUCUGGCUCCCUGGAUGACCCUACAUCCUCGCUUCGUGCUGCAGCACUGAUGACUCUUAAGUCCAAACGCCGCAAACCGACUAGUAAUGUUAAUCAGGACGCAUCUCUGUCCGGACGGCCAGCUCCCGUUGCUCCGGAUAUCCAGCUGGAUUAUGGCGACGAUGCAUCUCUCUCGACCACAAGUAAUGCCCGUCCUGUCGCAACAUCUGCUCCGAAUGAACUGGCUCCAUCUUCUGAUACAGCUCGCUUGACUGAUGCUAUGGAGGUGGAAGAAGGUCAGAUCAGGGAGGAAGGUGAAAUCAGUGACUCUGAGAGUCCGCCACCUCCCAAACCACUGAGUGUGUCAUCUCCCACACCACUGAGUGCGCCACCUCCAAGAGAAGCUAUGAAAUCAAGGUUUUUGGAGGCGACUGGACCGACAAUUCCUCCAAGAGUGCGGGCCCGAGUUCCUUCCCGGACAGCAGACGUCGAGGCUACUACUGCGACGUCGACCCGCACGGACCAGGCGUCUAUGCUCCCUAACGGCUUCGCUGGUUCUUGGGUAUCUAGUCCUACGCCGUUGUCUGGUUCUCCUACAGAGGAUAAGGCCCGUGAUCCCAGUGUCGACUAUGUCCGGCCUGGCCUUCCUUUAAACGAUCAGCAGUACGAAGCUGCGAAAGACAUAGUCCUGGACCUCCUAGGAUGGGGAGUACCGCCUGAAUUCCUCGUGUCCUGCGGUCUAAGCCGCGAGAUCGUGUUCUACGUAUUUUCCGACCUGAAUUUGCGUCUACCGACGAAUCUCGAUAUUACUGGGUUGGUGCUGGACGGAAGUUACCCUGGACAGUCGCAUACAGCAGCUUUGCUGCCAACGUCUCAAGUCAGUCAUUCCCGACGCCCCUCGACAUCCCAUCCAAGCCUUCCUGCCAAACCCGGAAUAUCGAAUUCUGUUUCGCCUUCGACCCCUACAGCUGGUGCAACCGGUGUGACGAAGAACAACCUUUCACCUGCACCUGUUCAAGCGCCAUCUUCCCCUAGCACGAGUCUACAUGACAUGGAGCAGUUACGGCGGCAAGAGCUACUAGCUCGCAAGGCUGUCCAGGCCUCGCGCAAGUCGAAGCUACCAAGUAUAGAGAUCGAUGUGCAGGCUGGUUCAGGCCAACAUCUCACAGUGUCAGCUACGUCUGCUGAUGUCGACAUGGCCUCAUCAAUCGCAGAUGAGACCGUGGACGAUUUUUUGAAGAGUAUCGGACCAGCAUCGGAGGAAGGGAGACCUUAUCCCCUCGAUGUUCGGAGUGGAGAAGGGCGGUCCGCUCAGGUUCGAAGCGAAAGCCACGAUGACAUGGACAUCGAUAUACCCCUAUCAGAGAUCUAUCGUCCUAAAGUCUCUGCGAACGGCGCACUUUCUUCUCAAUCACGGGGUAUGUCGUUUAGCCCGGUGACGCCUUCCGAUACUACUUCCCCUUCGGCACCGCAACCUCCUCCAGUUGCAUCCACAUCUCCGUCCACUCCCUCUGUAGAAGAUGAUGGGUUGAACAGCGAUACCUUGAACGGGUUGGUACCAAGGCCUAGUAUGCUUCCGCCAACGCAACGGCGUGGGCUCAAGCGGCCGGUCGCUGCGGAUUUCGUCGACCUUGAGCCGGAACCCUCGAGAUAUCGUCACCCUUAUAGUAUGGCUGGAUACGUCAGGGGGAACACCUCUAUGUCAAAGAAGACCGGUAGUUUUGCCAGCGUCAGUGGAAUGCGCAGAUGUGUCAUCGAUCUCAGCGACAGUGAAGACGAUAACCAGACCGAAAGUAAUGAUGCGAGUGCCGGCAAGCGACGGUCGUACUCUCCAAUUUCAUCUUCAAAUAUGCGUGCAUCGUCGCGAACCGCGACUCCGCCUAACAAUUCACUACCACCUGAUUUGCUGGAGAAAGAAAGGGAGAUACAACGUAUGAGGGAAUUAAUUGCAGAAAAGGAGCAGAGACGGCUACGGAAACUGGCGGAAUCAAGCCGGCCUCCGUCCGCUCUUUCCUCCCCUGGCACUCCCCGCCCUGCUACUUCUCAGCAGAUUGCAAAGGACUUUCCCCCCUCCAAUCCGCUGAAAGAAGAGGAUGAUGGACUGUCCUCGAAUGCUUUGAGUCAAGGUCGCGGAAGCCCAGAUUCCUCCACCAAUGGCCGUGAGGAGACCAAAGAAGAGGACAGUAUCAUGAGAGACUUGAUGACCACCGGCACUGAGCCUCAAAUAUCUAGCAGUUCUGCAAUGACAUCGGCCCAAACGUCUGGGGCUGUCACUCCCAUCGGUUCUCGUCCCUCUCAAUUCCUCGACAAUGCGACUUCCAACUGA
Molecule: messenger RNA, 2427 nt
Organism: Gloeophyllum trabeum ATCC 11539
Lineage: Eukaryota; Fungi; Basidiomycota; Agaricomycetes; Gloeophyllales; Gloeophyllaceae
Exons: 4
Coding region: 1-2427 (808 amino acids)
Source: RefSeq, a predicted model, not a curated record